AUGCAUCUAUCUCCACAAGCUAAAUCUGAUAUUGAGUGGUGGUUAAGAAACCUACCAUGUUCGUUUAAUAUUAUUGGACAUCCUCCUAUUGAUGUUAUAAUAUACACCGAUGCUUCACUCACUGGUUGGGGAGCAUCAAAAGGAGAACAGUCCACAGGUGGCCAUUGGACUGAGGAUGAAGCCAUGAAUCAUAUUAACUACCUUGAGCUAAUGGCUGUAUAUUUUGGCUUGAGGUCAUUUAUAGAUAAUAUUAGAGGAAAGCAUGUUAAACUAAUGAUAGACAACACCACAGCUGUAGCUGUGGUUAACAAUAAGGGUACCUGUCACAGUAAGCCAUGUAAUUCAGUAGCAUGUAAAAUAUGGAAUUUUAGUGAAGCAAAUAGGAUUUGGCUCACAGCGGCACAUAUUCCAGGGGUCUUCAAUGUGAACGCUGAUUUUGAGUCAAGAAAACAAAAUAUUGACACUGAAUGGAUGUUAGAUUCUCAUUUAUUACGGAAAUCACUGUCUGAAUUGUCAGUAGAACCGUGUAUUGACUUAUUUGCAUCUAGAGUGAAUAAACAGUUGAAAGACUAUGUAUCAUAUAAACCUGAUCCAUAUGCAAAGCACAUUGAUGCAUUUACCAUAUCAUGGUCAAAUUUAGUAUGUUACUGUUUUCCCCCAUUUAGCUGCAUCCUCCGAGUAAUACGGAAAAUAAUGGAGGACAAUGUGGAAGCAGUCCUUGUAGUUCCAGACUGGACAUCUCAGACGUGGUACCCACUCUUACUGAAAAUAUUAAUUCAACCACCAAUACGGCUACAAGCAUCCAAGAGGCUGUUGAUAAUGCCCUCCCAGCCGGAUCUAAUUCAUCCCUUACACAGCAAACUGAGAGACUUCUUAUUUGUCAUGUAUCAGGAAAGCAUUGCAGAACAAGGGACUGACAGAACCGGCGCUUUAUGA
Molecule: messenger RNA, 936 nt
Organism: Anneissia japonica
Lineage: Eukaryota; Metazoa; Echinodermata; Crinoidea; Comatulida; Comatulidae
Exons: 1
Coding region: 1-936 (311 amino acids)
Source: RefSeq, a predicted model, not a curated record